AUGAAAAAUAGAGAUAAUCUCUAAUAAAUUGAUGAUGAAUUACAUGAACUCUAUACUUGGGUUGAUACUGUUCCAUUUUCUAGACCAAAAAAAUAGAUUGCUAAAGAUUUUGAAGAUGGAAUUCUUAUGGCAGAAGUUAUUCAUCAUUUUCUACCAAAAAAAGUCGAUUUAUAGAAUUAUAGCUUAGCUAAUACAUAUUAAUCUAAAUUAUAAAAUUGGAAUACUCUUAAUACAAAAGUAAUAACCUCUAAUUCAAUUUAGAAAAGGUUUUUUAGAAUCUGGGCUUUUAAUUGACAUAAAAUGAUAUAGAACAAAUUAUAUAAGCAAAAAAUGGAGCCAUAGAAAAUGUUUUAAUGAUUUUGAAAUCAAAGAUAAUGAACUAUUAAGAUAAUGAAACUGUUGAACCAUAGAAAUCAUCAGCCACUAACAUAUCUAUAAAUAACAAUCAAUCCACAAUUCAAGAUUUGGAAUAAAAAAUAGCAGAUUAAUAAGAUAUUAUAGCCAUUCUAGAACUAAAAAUUAACAAACUUUAGUAAUUAGUUAAGCUCAAAGAUAAUAAAAUAUAGGCAUUCUCAUCAAAAAUUUAAUAAUUAGGUUUUAAGUUUUGA
This is a messenger RNA of Paramecium pentaurelia, 608 nucleotides long. Lineage: Eukaryota; Ciliophora; Oligohymenophorea; Peniculida; Parameciidae. The record is from the annotation of a GenBank genome assembly.